AUGUAAUUACAAUGGUUAAAAAGUCUCUGUUAGUCGAUAACAACUUAAAAAUUGCAGCAAACUCAGGAAUGUCCCUUUGACACAAUGUAUCUUUUGCAGACUCUGAGAACGGAUUUAGAGAAGUACUGCCCUGUGGAGGGUCUGGAGGACCAGUUUGUGAACAUCCUCCUCAUAGGACAAGUCGGAGCUGGUAAAUCAAGUUUCUUCAACUCGGUCAACUCCGUGUUCCGGGGUCGCGUCACAAGCAAGGCGAGAAGUGGCGGGGCGGAGCACAGUCUCACCACAACGUUUCGCAUGUACAAGAUCAAGUCCAAAGAAACCGGAUACCCAUUAAAAUUCCGCCUGUGUGACACGAGAGGCCUAGAAGAAGGUCAAGGCUUGGAUAUUGUGGAUUUGGUUUCUAUCUUAGAUGGUCAUAUUACAGAUGGGUAUGAG
Molecule: messenger RNA, 435 nt
Organism: Gigantopelta aegis
Lineage: Eukaryota; Metazoa; Mollusca; Gastropoda; Neomphalida; Peltospiridae
Product: interferon-induced protein 44-like
Exons: 2
Source: RefSeq, a predicted model, not a curated record